UCUUCGUCAUCCACCAUUUCUACAGGCCAUCUUCUCCUCUUUCACCACCAUCAUCCUCUCUAAGUUAAACCAGGCCCUCCAAGAAUCGGCUUUCCUGUCGAAUCGGUGAACUUUGCGAUUUUUUAGCGGAAACGACGGUACCUUAUUUGGAGGCGAACUCAGGGAGCAGAGAAAAGUGUUUAUCGAUUACAGUCCAUCACAGAUCUCCCGAGUUUAAACCAUCAUGGCUUCUUCCCUCUCACUGAAACCGACCAUGAGCAGUCUUGCUGUUCGCCUAUCCCGAUCUUCAACUCGAGCUCCACGCCGGCAACUCCAUAAGUCAACGAGCACGAGCAGCCCUGCUCCUACACGAUCUCGUAGAGCCUCGCUUGAACGGCCUUCCUUUCCUUGCGUCGACCAGCACGCCGCCCGCUCCAACCGCCUCCUUGCAUUUGCUUCACAUCCGCAGCAUCGACCUACUCCGUCUUCCUCCUGUAAUCCAACACUCGGAUCCUCUUCGACAGCCUCGGAUCCAUCUUCUAGCGGUCCAGAACCACCUUACGCCCGACCCUCGCCACAGUCCUAUCAGACCUUCCAUUGCCAGGAGCCUCUUCCUCUGACAUACUACCCGAACGAACCCCUACCCGAAUUCACUCUCGCUUACGAGACAUGGGGCACCCUCUCAGCAAAGAAAGAUAAUGUCAUCCUUCUACACACCGGUCUCUCUGCCUCCUCGCAUGCCGCAUCGACACCGACGAACCCUGCUCCCGGUUGGUGGGAAAAGUUCAUCGGACCCGGCCUUGCACUGGAUACGAACCAGUUUUUCAUCAUCUGCACCAACGUACUUGGCGGGUGCUAUGGCACCACGGGGCCGUCGUCACCGAAUCCGAUGGACAGCGAGGGCAAACCGUACGCGACAAGAUUUCCAGUGGUCAGCAUUUUUGAUAUGGUUAGGGCGCAGUGGAGGUUGUUGGACAGUAUGGGGGUGGACAAGCUAUACGCGAGUGUGGGCUGUUCGAUGGGCGCGAUGCAGAGUUUGGCAACGGGGUGGUUGGAGCCUGGACGGGUUGGGAAAGUGGUCAGCAUCAGUGGAACAGCGAGGAGUACACCGAGUAGUAUUGCGAUGAGGUAUGCCCAGAGGAGUGUUCUCAUGGCGGACCCGAAUUGGAACAACGGAUUUUAUUAUGAUGGUCUCCCACCACACACAGGUCUCAAGCUCGCCCGCCAGAUAGCCACAAUAACGUACCGAUCCGGCCCUGAGUGGGACCUCCGUUUUGGCCGCCAAACUCGCAACCCACCCUCCGUUGACGGCGAAAUCAUACCACCAGCACUCUGCCCCGAUUUUCUCAUCGAGACGUACCUCGAUCACCAAGGAGAACAGUUCUGUCUCAAAUAUGACCCAAACUCGUUGAUCUACGUUUCGAAGGCCAUGGAUCUGUUCGACAUGACGGCUACGUCGCUCGAGGCGCUCAAUCUCGAGUCGAACGAGCCCAGUCCUUCAUCAGGCCCUUCAUUGCUGUCGUCGUCCCCACAUUCCCCACAAUCACCACAUAAACCGGCUUAUCAUACACAUAUCCCGACGCAUUCCAAAAUGCACCCUCCACCAGCGAACCCGCCUCCUUACCUCGCUGAUCUCGCAGAAGGUUUGAGACCCCUGAAGAAUACGCCGGUGCUCGUGCUGGGUGUGCAGAGCGAUAUCUUGUUUACGGUGGAGCAGCAGAGGGAGGUAGCGGAUGCUUUGAGGAUGGGCGGGAAUGAGAGCGUGAGCUAUUAUGAGCUGGGGGGAGUCUGGGGUCAUGAUACCUUCCUGCUGGAUGUGCAGAACGUGGGUGGUGCGAUCAGAGGUUUCUUGUCAUGAGUUGCGUUGUAGUAGUCGCGAUUGUCGUAUAUACACGACCGGAGUCUUGUCUUUUUU
Molecule: messenger RNA, 1894 nt
Organism: Stereum hirsutum FP-91666 SS1
Lineage: Eukaryota; Fungi; Basidiomycota; Agaricomycetes; Russulales; Stereaceae
Product: homoserine acetyltransferase
Exons: 4
Coding region: 224-1837 (537 amino acids)
Biological process (GO): L-homoserine metabolic process
Molecular function (GO): homoserine O-acetyltransferase activity; L-serine O-acetyltransferase activity
Source: RefSeq, a predicted model, not a curated record